AUGCAGGUCGCGGAGAUCCUUUCUGAUUUGACCUCCUUACGGGCAUGUAAUCUCUUUGCACAGGGACAUGCAGAAGCCUUGACUCUCGUCAACGUCAACAAAGCGUUGAAACCAGGGACGGAAGGGGCAGCAGCAGGUGUGCAGGAUUCAGGCAAUGCGGAGCUCGAACGAGCCAAGGAGCUAGUUGAGCUCCAUUACGGAGUCAAAGUGAAGCAUAUGACGGGCCCUGGCUCCGAUCCCAUGGUUGAUGAAGGUUUACGUCGUGCUCGAGAUGAUGUGAAUCGCGUGUUGAGAGAAUUGAGUUAG
Rasamsonia emersonii CBS 393.64 is the source of this 306-nucleotide messenger RNA. RefSeq lists its product as uncharacterized. The coding region runs from base 1 to 306 and encodes 101 amino acids. NCBI's taxonomy places the organism in Eukaryota, Fungi, Ascomycota, Eurotiomycetes, Eurotiales, Trichocomaceae. The record is from RefSeq and is a predicted model, not a curated record. The transcript is spliced from 2 exons.